Messenger RNA from Oncorhynchus tshawytscha (Chinook salmon), 1104 nucleotides. RefSeq names its product NIMA related kinase 3 (gene nek3). Gene Ontology annotation, biological process: protein phosphorylation. NCBI's taxonomy places the organism in Eukaryota, Metazoa, Chordata, Actinopteri, Salmoniformes, Salmonidae. The record is from RefSeq and is a predicted model, not a curated record. Bases 109 to 1089 code for a protein of 326 amino acids. The transcript has 10 exons. Gene Ontology annotation, molecular function: ATP binding; protein kinase activity.
UUGCCACGUCAUACAAUAAUACGGAAGCAGAGCGGUGGACAAAGAAUACCGAACACACGCGGAUAAUAUUGACACAAUCCCACCAGAAAAGUCAAUGCCAGUGUGACAAUGGAUGGGUACUCGGUCCAUAAAGUAAUAGGUGAAGGGUCCUUUGGUCGGGCACUACUUGUCCAAUCCCGAAUCAACCAUGAGAACUAUGUCAUGAAAGAGAUCCUACUCCCAAAGACACAAUCCAAGAUGGCGAACACCAGAAGAGAAGCUGUGCUCCUGUCCAGGAUGAAACAUCCCAGCAUAGUGGCCUUCAGGGAGUCUUUUGAAGGUGACGGCCACCUCUACAUAGUGAUGGAGUUCUGUGGUGGAGGAGACCUGCUCCAGAGGAUACAACAACAGAGGAACACACUGUUCUCACAGGAAACAAUCCUGAAGUGGUUUGCUCAGAUGUGUUCUGGUACGAUGCACAUCCAUGACAAAUGGGUCUUACACCGGGAUCUCAAGUCCAAGAAUAUCUUCCUGACAGACCAUGGGACGGUGAAGCUGGGUGACUUUGGCUCAGCCUGUGUUCUAAACAGUGCGAAGGCCUACGCUCACACGUAUGUCGGAACGCCGUACUAUGUGUCUCCAGAGAUCUGGGACAGUAAGCCGUACAACAACAAGAGCGAUGUGUGGUCUCUCGGCUGUGUCCUCUACGAGCUCUGCACCCUGCGACACCCGUUUCAGGCUCCUAGUUGGAAGAGUCUGAUCAUGAAGGUGUGCCGUGGUUCCUACCCUCCUCUUCCCCAACACCUGCCCUAUGAGCUGCACUACCUGGUCAAACAGAUGUUCAAGACCAACCCCAAAGACCGUCCGUCCCUCCACACCAUCCUCACGUCUCACCGCGUAGCCGGUCUCCUGCACCGACACCUGCCCAACAAGGAGUCGGAGAGGAGAACAGGGAGAUGGAGGAGAGAGGAGGGGGAGAAGGUCGCCUCACUCCUGGGACAGAAGACCCUCAUCACAGGCUCUACCCUGGAGGGUAAGGAGACGAUUAAGACCCAGUCAGAUGUGUUAUUCAUUUUCGUAGUGAGAUUGAACUGCAGGGUCCUAGUGUGAAGAAGAGCAGGUUGA